Molecule: messenger RNA, 865 nt
Organism: Saccostrea echinata
Lineage: Eukaryota; Metazoa; Mollusca; Bivalvia; Ostreida; Ostreidae
Exons: 4
Coding region: 85-450 (121 amino acids)
Source: RefSeq, a predicted model, not a curated record
CCAGGUACAAAAUUAUUGAUUAAAAGUGCAUUUGGCGCAUGCGUGUACUCAGCUAAAAAUACUAAAACUUGGACAAACAAGGAAAUGACUUCUCCUCAGGCAGGGGUGGCUUAUCAGCCCAUGAAUCUUAACCAAGGUGUCACCGCACCAUAUACACUGGUUAAUGUGGAUGCAUGUGGAAAUGUAAUCCAGUCACCAACACAGAAUCAACCGCAGACAACCAACCUUGACAUUUUUAUGUGGGUACUGGCUGCAUUUGGAACAGUUGUAGCUUGUCCUUUCGGCAUAUUCUCGAUAUGCUAUGCAUAUAUGUCCAAAGAUGAGGCUUUUUAUCCCAUGAGGAGAUACUACAGAUUUACGGCCAUGCUGGUGGCUUCUGUCGCCAUAUUGUCUUUCGUGAUUACCGUUAUCUGGACUAUGGCCGUAUUUGGGAGCCUAAGUAGAUACUAAACGGCGUGUUGGUAUAUUUUCUACUGAUUGUAAAUAAGCAAGUUUUAUAGUUAAAGAUUGUGAACUGCAAUCGUCGAUAGACAUUGGAUAACUAUCAUUGAUUUAUGUAUGUAGAUUUUUUUUUAUAUAUACAUGUACAUAUCUUUUUUCAACAUAUGUAUGUACUUUACUUAACUGCUCUAAUUAUUUUGAAGAUUUAUUAUGUUUGAGAUCCUAUGAAAUGUUUUGAUCGGCAUGAAGUUUUUGCAGUUAAAGGUACCAAAACCUUAUACAUGUACUUUCUUAAACUAAAUCAACUGCUGGGUAUAGUAGAAAUGUAGCAUAAUUAAAGAUCUUUUGAUUUUAUACUGUACAUAUUUGCUUUAAAAAAUGAUAAAACUGACAUUCUCAAUAAUAAAAUCUUCUUUCCAUUGUA